This is a messenger RNA of Drosophila mauritiana, 999 nucleotides long. RefSeq lists its product as uncharacterized. The transcript has a single exon. NCBI's taxonomy places the organism in Eukaryota, Metazoa, Arthropoda, Insecta, Diptera, Drosophilidae. Bases 105 to 527 code for a protein of 140 amino acids. The record is from RefSeq and is a predicted model, not a curated record.
CGGCAGGUUCUCGCGGCGAUUGGAGUUCCACUUUUACCCAUUGUUGGCCACCUAACGAGCAAAGUUUUUACACGGCGCACUUUAAUUUUCCGGCCAUUAGUGGCAUGUCCACCGACGAGGAUUCCCUGGGCAGUCCCCUUAAGCCGGCCACGCCCACACCUGGCGAGCGCGAACCGACGCGGGAACGCCACAAAGGCGGUCGAUCUGGAGCCUCGGAUCUGCUGCGCCAUCAGCAGAGCUUUGAGGCUCGCUACAGUGGCAUCAUACAGAAGCAAAUCUGGGAGACGAGCAUCAACAAGGAUGUGCUGGAACGUCAGCUGAAUGCCUACUUUCCCUUCUCCAGAAGCGCCUCGCUGACCAAGGACGCAUCCGGCGGAUUCGAUCAGCUCCUGCCGCCGGCGACAAGUGGAAGUGGUCCGAAGUCUCGAUCCCUGGCCACCACGCCCACCAGGCGACCGGGCGUGUGUCUGGAGAAGCUGGAGACGGUGGAUGUGGCCUCACUCGACCAGCAGAAGCAAGCGAAGUAAUGCCCAUGGAUUAUGAGUACUCUAUCAUUGUGAUGUCCGUAAGAUUGAAAGGCAGUUUUGAACAUUUUUAGUCUAGGUUAGGAUAUGUUGGAUAUUUUGGAUAGACCCCAACAUUCAAUUCGGUAUAUUUAAUAUAUAAUAUCUGUGAAAAGCCAGAACUAGUGUUUAUUUUUGGUGCUAAUACUUCUACGUUCACUUUAAAUGUUUGAUUAAUCAAAUGCGAAUAUAUGGUCCUUAACCCUAAAAAAGUAAUAAACAAAGCAAUGAAAAAAUCCAAGCUCCCUUUAAAUGAAAAAAUAAUUCCAAUAAAUUUAGUUUUAAGAAGUAUUACUAACGUGUAAGCUGUAAGUCCAGUCCAAUCAUCCUCAAAUCUCACUAAAAACAAUCAAUUGGCAUAGUUCAACCAAUUUAAAUGCAAAAUACUCCUUUUAUUGGCUAAGUAUAAAUCCAGAACAUGCCCGGAUCAAAGUAA